UUAUUUCCCCACAGGACCACAUAGCAUUUUUCUUUACUAAAAACUGAACUCAAACACUCUGUUUCACAAGCUUCUUCUCACUCAACACAAGUGUCAAUUUUCUUUGAAGCUCAAGCUUUUAUUCGAUUUGAGGACUCAAACAAGUGUACCAGUUGCUUUUUUAGGUAAUAAUGAAUUCAAAAGAUGAAACAAUGGAUGAUACAACAAAACAGGUUCCAAUAGAGAAAACAACAGUUAUAGAAAGAGAUAUGAUUAGCUCAUUACAUGAAAGCAUUCUUGAUCACAUUCUAUCUUUCCUUCCAAUCAUAGAGACUGUUCGCACUUGUGUCUUAUCAACAAGGUGGAUUGAUGUUUGGACAUUGAUAACCAAUCUACAUUUUGAUGACAGUUUUAAUUAUUUUGAUAAGAAGAUGGAUAAACAACAGUUUGUGAAUUUUGUUGAAAAAGUGUUUCUUCAAUUUACUAAUUCAAGCAUCAAAAGCUUCUCUCUUUGCUUAACUUGUUAUCAAUAUGAGGCAUUAUUGAUAAAUGAAUGGAUCUCUUUUAUAUUGGAAAGAAGAGUUCAAAAGAUUCAUAUUCAGUAUGCCAAUAAACUUUUCAUUCCUUCAAAAUCACUCUUUAGCUGCAAUUCUUUAGUAGAAUUGGUACUUCAAGGUAGAUUUAAUCUUACUCUUCCUGUUUCGGUUUGCUUGCCAAAUCUUGAAAACAUUAAGAUUUCUGGGAUUAAGUUAGUGAGUGAUUUUGAUUCCUCCAAUUAUUCAAAAGAUAUAACCCUUAGUUUUCCAAUUCUCAAAGUGUUUGAAGCUAGAGGAUGUGAAUGGUCAACAAUGCAAAACAUUAGUUUACAAGUACCUCUACUUGAGAGGUUUUCCUUAGCAAUAUGGAAUCAUCAUUCAAAUGAAUCAUGUAAAUCAACCAUCAAGGUUUAUAGUUCAUGCCUAACCGAUUUCUCUUAUGAGGGUGAUCUCGAACAAGAAAUUCUUCUAUGUGAUUCGUCAUCGAUACGUAAUGCUUCUGUUGUGAUUGUUAUUGAUGAAGACAAAAAGGACAGAAUAGAAAAAGUUGGGUUUCAAGCACAUAAGCUUCUCAGACAAAUCCAUGAAGUCGAACGGCUGAAAUUAUUGUUUUACAAGGUUUUAAGGCAUGCUAAUGAUAUUUUCACCAAUUUGCCUACUUUUGGAAGGUUGACUUAUCUGCAACUAAAUGAGGUCACUUAUGAAGCUUUGUUGCAAUUACUCCACAAUUCACCAAUUCUUAAUACUCUUGUUUUACUUAAUGGAGUAUCAGAUUUAAAUAAAGAUGUCUUAUCCUUUGCAAUUGUUCCUCACUGCAUUCUGUCAAGCUUAAAAGUAUUUCAGUUUAAAGGUUUCAAUGCGAACGAACAUGAUCUUUGUCUAGUUAAAUUCGUAAUGAAAAAUGCAGCAACCUUGGAGAAAAUAACGAUAUCACCCGCUUUUUGGCUGCGAUAUACAGAUAUUGACAUGGAGAAAGUUAAGGAGGAGAUACUCUCAUUACCUAAGUGUUCUAGCUUUUGCAUGAUAGAAUUUUCUGAUAUAAGUACUUCCUGAAGAAUUUCAGAACAUGCCAAGAUUAUUUGUGCCUACAACUGUUUCAUGUAUGUAUCUAGUUUUAGUGUAUUGUUUUACUGCAUUAUAAAAAUGCAAUAUGUAAGUGGUUUCUCUUUUUUCUGUUGGUUUUCUAUUAGUAAUUUAUUUAUCAUUAGAAUGUAAUUUAUAAUGUUACUGUAUUGUAUCCUGUUUUUAUAUUGCAAAUAAGCUUACUGAUAUUUGAAUUGCAUCUCCACUAUGAAAAAUGUAAGAGAUGCUGUGUCAGACAUAUACACUCUUGUCAGACACAACACAACAAGCAAUUCAAAUUCUAACUGGGACACCAUAACUUUGUA
Messenger RNA from Cicer arietinum (chickpea), 1903 nucleotides. Its product is annotated as F-box/FBD/LRR-repeat protein At3g14710-like. The record is from RefSeq and is a predicted model, not a curated record. Gene Ontology annotation, molecular function: protein binding. NCBI's taxonomy places the organism in Eukaryota, Viridiplantae, Streptophyta, Magnoliopsida, Fabales, Fabaceae.